AGAUAUGACAUCGGCAUCAGAACUUUCACAUUGACUUCCUUCCUUUUUAUUUGUGUUCCUCUGAAAACCUUUAACUGACGAGCAAGUUCCUGUCAACCGAGGUGUACUUAAGAGCAUUGCCGAUGCUCCAGAGAAGGAACUGGAAUCUCUGAUUGAGGUCUUGGCUUCUGACCGUGUGUUAGAUUUUUUUGUGUGUGUGGGUCAUGGGCCAGUUGCUACGACGACUGCUGUGGUAUGCGGCUGUGGUUGGCUCCACCGUGAACCCGCAGCGCACCGAAGACAACCGGCUGCCCGAGAUCACGGAUCAGGACUUCAUUUCACAGUGCGUCAGCUCUCACAACCAAUACCGCUCCGCCGUCGCCCCGGCCGCAAGGGACAUGUUUUACAUGACAUGGGAUGACGCACUGGCCAUAACCGCUAGAGCCUGGGCGAGGCACUGCAAAUUCAUGCAUAACCCCCGAUUACAGCCCCCGAGGGAGGUGCACCCCACUUUUAAUUCUGUGGGCGAAAAUAUCUGGGUCGGGGCGCCAUAUUCCACUUUCACAGUCGAGGGAGCAAUGAAGCUGUGGUGCGAUGAAGUGGCAGACUACGACUAUUCCUCUAACGGGUGCACAAACGUAUGUGGACAUUACACGCAGGUUGUUUGGGCCAAAAGUUAUAAAGUUGGCUGUGCAGUGCAAGCUUGUCCAAACGGAGUAGAGUUCACCAGCUUUGCCGACCGCCCAGGAGCCAUAUUUGUGUGUAACUAUGGAGAUGCUGGGAAUUAUGCGGGGGUCCAUCCUUUCAUGGAUGGACAAUCCUGCAGUGAAUGUGGUGGUGGGACGUGCGAGAACAAUCUCUGCCGCGACGCGAAACGAGACCAACUGAAACGGUAUGACUGGACUCCAAGCUGGGACCCAGGAGCCAGUACCCCGGGUACCAAUACCCCGGGUACCAGUAUCCCAGGUACCAGUACCCCGGGUGCCAGUUCCUCUGCCUCCUGUGGGUCGUACUGCCUGGGGGUGCUGAUCACCAGGCCCCUGUCUGUCUUGCUCAUAUUCAUAGGGGUUUACGGACUCCAGAUGCUCUACCCCAACCUUUUCUUCUACGAGUGACUUUCUGGCGAGAAAGGGUUGCGUAAAUAUAUAUAUAUAUAUAUCGCAUGUAAUGCUACUGGUUAGACGAUAUUUUUACAUUUCAUAAGAACGGUGUUCUUAAAACUUAACAGUUGCCUCAUCGAACAGAGCGGAAGUAGCCAUUUUGGUUCCAAGACCACACACACACACACGCCUUUCUUCACUUCUACAGUCAAAACUAGAAUUAUGAUCAGGCAAAAUUGUAUAAUUUGACCUGAUUCUAAAAUAUCACUUGCACUGGGCUAUAUUAUGAUAUACUUGCAAGUCAAAAGUUUGAGUACACCUGCUUAAAACCAUUUUUUUCAUAAAGUACCAGUGGACGCUGAGUUAGUCCGGGAAGGGGUUACAGAACCACAAGCACAAGGUUGCAUCUGGUCCAAUCCGAGUGAUGUAGUUAAAUACCGAAUAAAUGUACGAUAUUGUUUUGUGUUGA
Anguilla anguilla (European eel) is the source of this 1548-nucleotide messenger RNA. It is a transcript of the gene glipr1a, whose product is annotated as GLI pathogenesis-related 1a. The transcript is spliced from 7 exons. The coding region runs from base 204 to 1094 and encodes 296 amino acids. The record is from RefSeq and is a predicted model, not a curated record. NCBI's taxonomy places the organism in Eukaryota, Metazoa, Chordata, Actinopteri, Anguilliformes, Anguillidae. Gene Ontology annotation, cellular component: extracellular region.